This is a messenger RNA of Colletotrichum destructivum, 687 nucleotides long. RefSeq names its product Putative cytochrome P450. The transcript has 3 exons. The record is from RefSeq and is a predicted model, not a curated record. The coding region runs from base 1 to 687 and encodes 228 amino acids. Lineage: Eukaryota; Fungi; Ascomycota; Sordariomycetes; Glomerellales; Glomerellaceae. Gene Ontology annotation, molecular function: oxidoreductase activity, acting on paired donors, with incorporation or reduction of molecular oxygen; iron ion binding; heme binding.
AUGAUGUCUUGGAUUGUCACCCUCAGUGUUCGUGCCGCUAUCUACCUAUUGGGACUAGGUCUUGCGUACCUCGUUGGAUCAUCCAUUUACAAUCUUUACUUUCACCCGCUCGCUAGAUUUCCAGGUGAGGCCCAAUAUCUGGCCGUGCCCAAGAUCUUUGGGUUUCCCGUCAAUGGUAGGUUCUGUCAAACUGAAGAAAACUUCCGUAUUCUCACCAGUAUCAGGAUCUCGGGUAACUGGCCUUGGGAAGUGGAGGCCCUACAUGCCAAAUAUGGUGACAUCGUGCGGAUUGGUCCAAACGAGUUAUCCUGCGUCCAUCCUCAAUCAAUCAAGGACAUUUAUGGACAGCCAAACAUCAACCAUCCCCAAUUCUUCCGCAAAUUUACCACUUUCUAUAAACAAUCGGAUGUUGGUGGGUCAAUAGGUACAGAGGUUGACCCUCAUGUCCAUCAAGGCAUUAGAAAGCGACUAGCUCCCGGGUUCAGCGCCUCUGCCCUUCGCAAACAAGGAGACAUCAUUGUCCGUCAUAUCGAUUCCCUCCUGUACCAGAUCUCGAAACAAGGGAAUACCCAGCAGGGAAUGAACAUGAGUCAAUGGUUCAUGUGGCUUGCUUUUGAUGUGAUUGCCGAUCUCUCCUUUGGCGAGGAGCUUGGCACAAUCGAGAUAGGCAAGACACUGCUAGACUGA